AUGAAUACCGUCGAAGCAAAGGAAUGGCUAGAUAAGUGCUACGGCAUCUGUUCACCACCCAGUUCAACCAUCAAAUACUGGUUUGCUGAAUUUCGUCGCGGGCGUACAUCCACCGCUGAUGCUGAACGAUCAGGUCGCCCAAAAGAGGCAAUUAUCCCCGAAAUCAUUCAACAAGUCCGCCGCAUGUUAUUGAAUGAUCGAAAAGUGAAAGUGCGUGAGAUAGCUGAGUCCAUAGACAUAUCAACAGGGUCAGUGGUUACAAUUAUGCAUCAACAUUUGCACAUGAAAAAGCUGCUUGCUAUGUGGGUGCCGCAUUUUCUCAACAUCGACCAAAAAGAACAACGAAUCAAUGAUUCUCAGCGAUGUUUGGCAUUGUAUAAUCGCAAUCCAAGGGAAUUUUUGCGUCGAUACAUCACGAUGGAUGAGACUUGGGUCCAUCACUACGUACCACAAGACAAACGUCAGUCUGCGGAGUGGGUAGGACCAGAUGAAAGACCUCCAAAGCGUGUGAAGCAAGAUCGAUGGGCUGGCAAGAAAUAUUGUGUCAUUUCGUAA
Molecule: messenger RNA, 555 nt
Organism: Contarinia nasturtii (swede midge)
Lineage: Eukaryota; Metazoa; Arthropoda; Insecta; Diptera; Cecidomyiidae
Product: histone-lysine N-methyltransferase SETMAR-like
Exons: 2
Coding region: 1-555 (184 amino acids)
Molecular function (GO): nucleic acid binding
Source: RefSeq, a predicted model, not a curated record